This is a messenger RNA of Corythoichthys intestinalis (scribbled pipefish), 4669 nucleotides long. It is a transcript of the gene stk10, whose product is annotated as serine/threonine kinase 10. Gene Ontology annotation, biological process: protein phosphorylation. NCBI's taxonomy places the organism in Eukaryota, Metazoa, Chordata, Actinopteri, Syngnathiformes, Syngnathidae. Gene Ontology annotation, molecular function: protein serine/threonine kinase activity; ATP binding. Bases 295 to 3309 code for a protein of 1004 amino acids. The record is from RefSeq and is a predicted model, not a curated record. The transcript is spliced from 20 exons.
GGGCGGCUCGUUCCGCUUGUUCAGAGGCAACAAGUUGGCAGCAAACAGUCGAGCUUCCCCGACUACUCCACGGGUUUUUAAUCGCUGCAGGUGCCCAACACAUGAAUGGAACUUCAUGGAGUUUUAAACUCACUACCCACAGAGCGCCGUGUCAACAUGGACGGAGUGGAAUAACAGUUUCAUCGCUUAAAAGAAAAAAACGUGACUUUGUGACAAGUGUUUUUUUCCCCUUUGAACCCGCGCGCGUAAAUAGGCACGUUUUCAACUUUUAAUUGCUCAUCACCUCAUUGAAGAAUGGCGCUGGCGAGAUUCAGCAAAAUUCUCCGUCUGCCCACUAUUGAGAGUAAAAAGAAAGUCAAACAGUACGAGCACGUCCACCGAGAUGUCAAUCCAAGCGACCACUGGGAUAUUGUGGGCGAACUCGGCGAUGGCGCGUUUGGAAAAGUCUUUAAGGCCUGCAAUAAGGAGACUGGCGUUUUGGCAGCAGCCAAAGUCAUCGAAACCAAAUGCGAGGAAGAGCUGGAGGACUACAUGGUUGAGAUUGAAAUCCUGGCCAAAUGCGACCAUCGAUAUAUUGUCAAACUGCUGGAUGCCUACUACUACAACAACCACCUCUGGAUCCUUAUCGAGUUCUGUCCAGGUGGAGCUGUGGAUGCCACAAUGCUAGAGUUGGAUCGAGGGCUGACUGAGCCCCAAAUAAAGGUGGUAUGCCGGCAGAUGCUGGAGGCGCUAGCUUACCUCCACAGCAUUAAGAUCAUCCACAGAGACCUGAAGGCCGGAAACAUCCUCCUCAUGCUGGAUGGGGACAUCAAACUAGCCGAUUUUGGUGUAUCAGCUAAAAACGCCAAAACCCUCCAAAGACGAGAUUCUUUCAUCGGAACGCCAUAUUGGAUGGCUCCAGAAGUAGUCAUGUGUGAAACCAUGAAGGACGCUCCGUACGACUACAAGGCCGACAUUUGGUCCCUUGGGAUUACAUUGAUCGAACUUGCCCAGAUUGAACCUCCUCACCAUGACCUUAACCCGAUGAGGGUGCUGCUGAAGAUCGCCAAAUCAGAGCCUCCCUCGCUAGAUCAUCCGAACAAAUGGUCACAAGAGUUUAAAGAUUUCCUGAGGAGAGCUUUGGAUAAGAACCCAGAGACCCGUCCGACUGCAGUACAGCUCUUGGGGCACCCUUUUGUAAGCUCCGUGACAACAAACCGCCCACUGAGGGAGCUGGUAGCUGAAGCCAAAGCUGAAGUCAUGGAUGAAAUCGAUGACAAUGGAGAGGAAGGCGAGGAGGACGAUGCCAUGGAACUAACUGUGACCAGCAUGACAAGCAUGGAAGGAGACCACUCUUCCGGUCCCUCAAGUCCCACAACAAACUCCCUGGUGUCACCGAAAUUUUCACAAGGGCCAGAACCAGUUUCGAUGACUGAGAAGCAGCCGGAAGCUGUCAUGGUCGCCCCUGUUCCCAUGCCUCGGCACAAUCUCCCUUCGAAGGAUCAAGUAGAUUUUGGAGAGAAGCUGGAGUCGGAGAAAUAUGAGAGCGGCGUGUCGAUAAAGACUUCCAGCUCGGACUCUGGCAUCGAGGAUGGAAAGAGCACUCCGACAUCUGAGGAAGAGAAGGUGGCUGCGGAUGCAGAACAGAUGCCAAUUAUUAUCCGCCAGGUCGUUCCAUCCGAGGAAAGUGUUGCCAGAAUUGAGUCGCCAGAGGUGCCCAAGAACCAGGUGUCUCCAGACCAGAGGACAGACAUACUGAAUACCCAAGCUGUGCCCAGCCCAGAGCAGUCUCCCGGACCGGGCAGCAUUCUAGACAAGUUGAAUGCUGAUCGAGCAUCAGUGGAAUACCCUCCUGAUAUGUCCUUGCCUUACAUAAGCAGACGGGUCAAUAGUAAGCGGUCUUCAAACUCAGGCAGCAUGGAGACAGAUAGCUUGAAGAGCCUGUCUUUAAAUAAGGAGAGCGUCUCAGUAUCUGCGAGGGACUACUCGCGGAAGACAUUAAAGCGAACCAGGAAGUUCGUGGUUGACGGCGUGGAGGUGAGCGUGACAACCUCCAAGAUCAUCCGGGAUGAUGAGAAGAAGGAUGAGGAGAUGAGAUUCCUCAGGCGCCAGGAACUACGCGAGCUGCGUUUGCUUCAAAAGGAGGAGCAGCGAGCUCUGGCUCAGCUCCAGGCCAAACUGGAAACGCAGAAAGAGCAAAUGCAAAAACGCUUCGACGUGGAAAUGCAUGCCAAGAAGAAGUUCUAUGAUGGGGAGAUGGAGAACCUGGAGAAGCAACAGAAGCAGACCAUUGAGAAGAUGGAGGUGGAUCACCAAAGUAAACUCAAAGACGAAAACAAACGCAUCAAAGCAGAGCAACAGCGCGAGCACCAGAAGUUCCUUGAUCACCAAAAACAUAAAAAAAAGGAGUUAAAACAUGCCAUCGACAAGCUACCAAGAAGUGAGCGUAAAGAACAAUCGAAGCAACGAAUGACUGCCUUUCAAGAAACUAAGCUAAAAGAGGAGGAACAGUUCCUGGCAGCUCAGAAGAACUAUCUAGACGCCACCAUCCAUCAAAUCACCGUCAACAACAGGAAUGACAUUGCCAACACGGAGCGGGAUUGUCUCGAAAAGAAGAACCAGCUAAUCCGAGAUCGAGAAUCUUCGAUAUGGGAAGUAGAGGAGAGGUUUCUGCAUGAGACACGCCAACUCCAAAAGCAACAGCUUAAAGAUCAAUAUUUCCUCCAAAGGCAUCUGCUCCUCAGAAAACAUGAAAAGGAGCUGGAACACAUGCAGCGCUACAAUCAGCGCAUGACCGAGAUAAUGAAAGCUCGGCAGCACAAUGAGAAGAGCCGCCUGCCAAAGAUUCAGCGAAGUGAAGCCAAAACCCGUUUGGCCAUGUUCAAGAAGAGCCUGCGCGUUAACUCCACAGGCAGCAACUCUGAGGACAAGGAGAGGAUCAAACAGUUUUCCCAGCAGGAAGAAAAGCGUCAAAAGAGCGAGAAGCAGCUCAUGCAGAAUAAGCACGAGAACCAGAUGAGGGAGAUGUACGGCGCGUGUGAGGAAAAUGUCCGAGAGCUGCAGCAGAUGCAGAAUGAAAAAUGCCACAUGCUGGUUGAAAAUGAAACACUGAGGCUCAAACAACUGGAUGAUCAACACAACCAGCUGCUGAAGGACUGGCGGGAGAAACUGAAACCCAGGAAGAUAGCACUUGAGGAGACACUGAGCAACAAGAGGAAGGACCAGGACGCGUUCUUCAAGAUCAACGAAUUGGGCGACUUCCCAAAUCCGGGGGGCUCCGUUGGCAAACUCUCCAAGUUUGUGCCCUAUCAGGAAUCUUCUACCACAUAAGCUUUAAGUCUUUCUAAUAUCCAGGGCGGGCUUGAACGGACAGUUCCAUUGUUGGAUAAACAGGUAGCGUUAAAGGUAAAGGAAAACCCUUGCUGAGACUGUGCGGGGAAGCCAUUUGUGUCACUGGGUCCAAACGUCAAAUUAGGGAUAGUCCUGCAAAGACUCGCCCUCACUUGAUUUCACAAACCUCGACGUUGCCUGUCCAUAUGUCUUGACUUGCCAGUUAAAUGGAUAUACUUAUGUCUAAAGAUGCAAAUUGCUGCUACGAUACACAUAAGCACACUUUUUCUAGAGUGUCCCCAAAACUGUACCCACCGCAUUGUUGCUUUGCUUUUUGUUCGCUGCCAGUCACAACAAAUGUUACUAAGUGAAUUUUUUGUCUUAAUCAACAUUUUUUCCCUUCAGUGCUUAACCUUCACAUGGUUGGAAACUAAAAGCCACACCCAAUAAUGGUUCUUAAUAGGGUGACUUUUUUUUUUUUUUUUAAUUGAAGAGGGUGUUUUUAUUUUUUUUCAUGCCUAAAUAGGGAUUUUUUCCAUUUAAUUUUGCAAGAGGGAUGUUUAUUAAUGCAAAUUGCUGAAUAUAUGUGAACUAUUUCCAUUCAUGUAUGCCUUACGUUUCGUCCCAGAGCUGCCAAAGUGUGCCUCUUAUUUAUUUUUGCUGACAGUUAAAUCUCAAUUCAUCACUGUAUAUUUUUAAUUUAAGUACUUUAAAAUAUAUAUUUUAACACAGAGCUGCACUAUGAAGGUGUUUAUUAACAUUAUUGUCAUCUUUAUUUUAAUAUUUGGAAUGGGUUAGCGGCUUAAACCAAAUUUAUCCGCUUAAUUAUCGUUUCCGCAAUGCGUAAUAACAUACGAAAGUAAUUGUUUUACUGUAGAAAUCAGUCACACUGGACGGGAAGGGACAAAACUAAAGUGAAAUACUGUUUUCUGUUUGUCGGUUGACAGAUUUAAAACGCAGGUUGAGUGUUUCGUUGUUGCAGAAGUGAAACUGCGUGCUAACCAAAGUGCAAUACAGUGUCUUACUUGUUUUUUGUUGUUGUCGUUGGUCUUCCUUUGCACUGAGGAGUUUGUAAUUCCACUUGAGCCAUCAAGUCUUCAAUCCUUUUGUUAUACAAGGGGGCAACUCGGCCCUGAAAAUGUAUUUUAAAUCAGCAUUUAGGUACACUUUAAUUCAACUAAUUGAUUUAUUAUUUGUUUUAAUUAUUGGGUUGAGGUUCCUGGGUUCGUUUAUAGGCCUUUCUGUCUGCCUCAGUUUGCAUAAUGUGGAAUGUAUGAUGGCUUGUGAGUGUGAUUAAAACUGUAUCAGAAGGAACCACUGUUGUAAAUAUCUAAUAAAUGCAGAUUUUCUAAUUACCGCA